This is a messenger RNA of Dendroctonus ponderosae (mountain pine beetle), 1072 nucleotides long. RefSeq lists its product as uncharacterized. Bases 496 to 1056 code for a protein of 186 amino acids. The transcript is spliced from 5 exons. The record is from RefSeq and is a predicted model, not a curated record. NCBI's taxonomy places the organism in Eukaryota, Metazoa, Arthropoda, Insecta, Coleoptera, Curculionidae.
CUCCAUGCUAAUUACAAUAAACAAAUAUGCUGUUUAAUUAUGGUAUUGGAAACGGUACCGCAGCUGCUGAAAAGUAUCGUCAAUAGUUUUUCAUAUGCGAAGCGUUCUAAUGAAGACACAAUUAUUGACUAAUAACACAUCUAUAAAAUGUUUAAUUUAGUUGAUAUAUUCUGAAAAUAAUCAACUUAUCUCUUCAAAAGGCCAGCUAACCAAAUGCGGUAUAAAACUUUCCAGAACUCGAACCCUUUUGCUCUUUUAGCAAUCAUUUUUGCAUAUCGUCAUGCAAUAUGAAUAAAUGUUGUUGGCAAAUUUAAUUAUUACUUUUGUUCAUCGCAAUAUAAUAAACACCAAUAAAUCCAAGUCCAAAUAGCGAUUAUCAGAUUUGCUUAACAGUUAUUUCAUUUUGUAUGUAUGUUUAAUUAACACAUCACCAUAAUCCGUUAUUUCCCACAUGCAUGGGUCUUCAAAAAUAGUCUUUGACUGCGUCUUAUCGCAAUGAUUGUGGGCAAGCAUUUCCUAAUUUUUAUAGUAGUUUUACUUGCUAAGAUAGUAACUUGUGAUGAUGAUUAUACUGUAGUUAACUGGAAAUACCAUUUUCCUUCGGGGUCUGGAAUGGGGAUUUAUGCAGCUUUGGCUUUACCAGUUCCAGACUCUCCAGAUAUAGACUUAUUUUAUGCAGUUUUCUUCGAAGCAUAUUACAGUUUGCCAGAUAAUACAACAACCUAUGAGUUUCCUCCAUUAGUAAGCGACAGGGCUUUUGGUAGAAAGACAUUGUACGAGUCUAUCAAAGAAAAAUUGUUGUUAAAAGGGUAUCCAGGGAAAGAGUGCAUUUUAAAAGCUAUCUGCGAAGCAGCAGCCUACACAACUCUGCACGCUAACGGCGUUAUCGGCGAUUUAGUUCAUUUGCUGUUCACGCCAUCGUCAACGAAUAAUGGUGACGAAAGUUAUUUUGCUGAGUAUAAGGAAGCGGAAAAAAUAGGAUGGGAUACUCAAAACUGCAAAACAUAUAACAAUUGUCAAAUAAAUUUGUUGGAUAUAAUGAGUUUUAUAAAAUAGUUUUUUUGUUUGUUUU